Zychaea mexicana is the source of this 1611-nucleotide messenger RNA. RefSeq lists its product as uncharacterized. The transcript has 4 exons. Gene Ontology annotation, molecular function: snoRNA binding. The coding region runs from base 72 to 1580 and encodes 502 amino acids. Gene Ontology annotation, cellular component: box C/D methylation guide snoRNP complex; small-subunit processome. Lineage: Eukaryota; Fungi; Mucoromycota; Mucoromycetes; Mucorales; Lichtheimiaceae. The record is from RefSeq and is a predicted model, not a curated record.
CUCGGCUGUCCAAUUUUCCUUCAACAAGCUUUGGUGGAAUCCUUCCCUUUUUUUUUCAAAAAACUUCAGCCAUGUUGGUCCUCUAUGAAACUGCCGCCGGUUAUGCUCUAUUCAAGCUUGUCGACGACAAGAAGAUUGAACACCCUGAAAACAUCUGGAAAGACUUUGAAACUCCCGAUCAGGCCAACAAUACUCUUAAGCUGAAGGCUUUCUCCAAAUUUGAAAACACCACCGAUGCUUUGUCUGCCGUCACCGGUAUUGUCGAGGGCAAAAUCCCCAAGAACUUGAAGAAGUUCUUGUCCAGCGAGAUUUCCGAAAAGGAAAUGAAGAAAGAGAAGCUUAUUGUCAGCGACGCCAAGCUUGGCAGCGCAUUGAACAAAAAGCUGGGCAUCAGCGUCUUGUCCGACUCGACAGUUCUGGACCUUUACCGUGGUAUUCGCGAACAAUUCGAAUCGCUCGUUUCCGGUCUUUCGCACUCUGAUUUGAACGCCAUGUCGCUCGGUCUUUCUCACUCGCUUUCGCGUUAUAAACUCAAGUUCAGCCCUGACAAGGUCGACACCAUGAUUGUCCAGGCUAUCGGCCUUUUGGAUGAUCUUGACAAGGAAUUGAACACAUAUGCCAUGCGCGUUAAGGAAUGGUACGGCUGGCACUUCCCUGAAAUGGGCAAGAUCAUCGUCGACAACCUUGCCUAUGCCAAGGUUGUCAAGACCGUUGGCUUCCGCACCAACGCCCAAUCUACUGAUUUGUCUGCCAUUUUGCCUGAAGAAUUGGAGGGUGAAGUUAAGGACGCCGCAGAAAUUUCCAUGGGUACCGAGAUUUCGGAUGAGGAUCUCGAAAACAUCCACAGCUUGUGUGACCAGGUCAUCAACAUUUCCGAAUACAGAGCUCAGUUGUACGAAUAUCUCAAGAACCGUAUGAAUGCCAUUGCACCCAACUUAACCUCGCUUGUCGGUGAACUCGUCGGUGCCCGUCUUAUUGCACACGCAGGUUCUCUCAUGAACCUUGCCAAGCAGCCCGCUUCCACCAUCCAGAUUUUGGGUGCCGAAAAGGCACUCUUCCGCGCUCUCAAGACCAAGCACAACACACCCAAGUACGGUUUGAUCUACCACGCAUCACUUGUCGGUCAGGCCGGUCCCAAAUCGAAGGCCAAGGUUGCAAGAAUGCUGGCCACCAAGACUGCCAUUGCUCUGAGAGUGGAUGCCUUGGGCGAGACGGAAACCGCAGAUGUUGGUAUUGAAGGUCGCACAAAGGUCGAAGCACGAAUCCGCAUGUUGGAGAGCGGCAACAACGCACGAGCCAACCGUGAUCGAUCAUCCACGAAGCAACAAAAGUUCAAGUUCAACAAACCCGCACAAUACAACACGCAAUCCGACGCAGUCAUGACCGAAGCAUCGGCCGAAUCCACGCCCGCACGAGAAGAACCCGCAUCCCCCGAAGCACCCUCGUCUAAGCGAAAAUUAGAAGACAGCGAAGAACCCGAAUCCGAGCCCAAGAAGGCAAAGAAGGAGAAGAAGGACAAAAAGGACAAGAAGGAGAAGAAGGAGAAGAAGGAAAAGAAGAAGAAGAGCAAGGAGGAUUAAAUUCUUUGCAUGACCUCUCAUCAUUUUAUCU